UUUUUUUUUCACUUGAAACGAAACCCGACGAUAAUUUCCAGUCGACCCGAAUAAGAGCCAGAAAGGGGACAACGGAUAAGCGGAAGAGACAUCUGCGUAUUCUGCGUGAGGACGAAGCUGAGCAUCAUCUGCGCAUUUUUUUAAAAAUGGCAUGGAGAGGCCAACUUUCUCGGAACAUUAAAGAGCUUCGUGUUCUGCUGUGCCAAUCUUCGUAUUCAAGUUCAUCGGCUAGAGCAUUCAUAGAGAAUAAUUACAAAGAUCUCAAGUCACUGAACCCUAAACUCCCAAUACUGAUCCGUGAGUGCAACGGAAUCGAACCUCAAUUAUGGGCUAGAUAUGAUAUGGGUGUGGAGAGGGGCAUUCGGUUGCAAGGUUUAACUGAGGCACAGAUCUUGAAGGCCCUUGAAGACCUUGUGAAAGUAGGAGCAGCACUUAAAGCUUGAUACUGUUGCUGUUCAACUGCAUGGAAUGAAAUAAAGUGAUGCUUCUGGAAGAUAUUCCUAUCACAGUUUUUCCUGUGUUAUGCAAUUUGUUCUGAGUUGCAAAGUUGCCGUUAUCUUUUAUGGUCACUAUAACUUGCAUUAUCGUUUUUUUUUUCUUGCUGUUGACUAGUCCAAUUUCCAAUCAAUCUAUUGUUGCUUCUGCAAAGAAUAAAGAAACAUCUGAUAAAUUAAUUGGCAAAUAAAAAGCAUAAGAGUAGGUUGGAGGAGUUAAAA
Jatropha curcas is the source of this 716-nucleotide messenger RNA. Its product is annotated as NADH-ubiquinone oxidoreductase B8 subunit. Gene Ontology annotation, cellular component: respiratory chain complex I. NCBI's taxonomy places the organism in Eukaryota, Viridiplantae, Streptophyta, Magnoliopsida, Malpighiales, Euphorbiaceae. The record is from RefSeq and is a predicted model, not a curated record.